AUGUCAACAGGUUAUCAACAUUUAUAUAAGAGUCCCGAUGAAGUGGAUGGCAUGAUACAGCCCUAUUAUGAGACUUUGAGUCAAAGUCAAAAUCAAGCAGCGGCCUCGACAUUCCAACGUAAUUCACCGCUUUAUUGGACUUUGCAAAAUCGCCGGCCGGUUAAACCGCAGGCUCCAGCCAAUGCUCUGAGUCGUGAUGAUUUAUAUGCCACGCCUCUAAAGCGUUCCGAAAGAUUGGCCCUGGCUCAACAGCAGCAGCAGCAACGUCAGCAAGCCCAACAAGCAGCAGCGGCCGCUGAGGCCCCAAGUUCAGCAAAUCUUCCAGCAUCGCCCAGUGCUGUACGUCAACGCACCAACACCAAUUUCCACACCUCAACGCCCAUACGUAAUUCAGAUUCUGCACUGCCAGCUGAUAAUAUACCAGCCAAACAACGCCUCCGGAAUUGGGAUGACAACUCGCCAGAACGUUUGAAUACCUGUGCCGAUCGCAUUGGCCAAAGUAAAACCAGUCUAAUGGAUUUCAAGCGCCUACUCUUGGCCAAAUCGGCCAAGAGCAGUACUCUACCCAAGAAAAUGUCCGCUGUGGAAUUGCUAAAGAAAAACAAUCUUACCAAUCAACAAAAUUCCCAACUCACAGCUCCACUCAAAUCAUCCUCCUCCAGCACUAGCUCCAAUCCAAUUAGCAUUACUGGGGGUGGUGGUAGCGGCACACUCUCCCAAUUAAAUUCUUCCAUGAAACUUUUAGACUUAAGUGGUUCUCCCAAAACAUUUGCCAAUCGUCGUAUGUUGCGUCAGGGUCAAUUUGGUUCGCCCUCAAAAUCGUUUGCACCCAAAUUGAAGACAACACGUUCCAAUUCGUUGCAACGUACCGACAUUAUGUCCACAACAAUACCUGAAGCCAACAGUGAAGAAGAUCACCAUCACCAUCAUUCGGCAAAUAGUUCAUUGAACACUUCGAAAAAUUCCGAAGAAGAAAAUAUGAUCGAUGAUGAAAGUUUCAAUAUUAAACGUAACAUUUUCCUACAAGCCGAGGAGAAUAAUUUUAUGCGCAGUGAAUUGAGAUCGAGUUUUGGUCGUAAUAAAUCCGAUGCAAAACCGCCAAUGGUUAGUAAAGUGGAACCGAUAAUGAAACCCUUAACCGAUAGCAGUAAUGUGGCUGCUGGUGGCGGGGGUGGCAUAUCAACUUUAACAUCAAUGAUGGCCCAUGUUAAUGUUUCAAAUCCAAGUAUGGAUAAUAUUCGGGUUCCCAGUGGUAAUACUUCCAAUGCCACAAUGACAAAUACAGCUGCUUCCUUAGCUAAUAUGCCAGCAUUAGAGACUGCUUUAUAA
Messenger RNA from Musca vetustissima, 1329 nucleotides. RefSeq names its product protein roadkill-like. Lineage: Eukaryota; Metazoa; Arthropoda; Insecta; Diptera; Muscidae. The transcript has 2 exons. Bases 1 to 1329 code for a protein of 442 amino acids. The record is from RefSeq and is a predicted model, not a curated record.